AUCUUUCCUGAAGAACAUCUGUCAUGAAGUUUCUAAGCGUGAUUCCUUGUUCUGCAGGUUCUAUGAAGGAGUUGUUGAUUCCUACGACCCCAUCAAAAAGAAGCACAGGGUGAGAUGACUCUGAGUGAUCCCUACUUAUCUUGGAAAAAAAGAAAGGAGGGGGAAUGAACCUGUCUUCUACUAUUUCAGUCUUUAUAUAGCAAUUGUGACUGUACCUGGGGCCAAAGUUUAUGAUAAAUCAUGAGAAAUUGUCUUACAGCAAUGACUCCUUUUGUUUGUCUCUAUAGCUUUUCUUGUAAGAUCAAUGGAUCCAAAUUACUCCUUUGAUGGAGUAAUUGGUUCAUUGUGGAUGAUGGAGUCCAAAUCUUCUUACACAACUUCCAUCAUCAAUGGAGCAUCUAUCUUCAUUUCUUCCUAUCAUAGCUCUAAAAUACUUCUGUUGAUGACUUGUUCAGGUCUUGAUGCUGAUGGGGAUGAAGAGAAGCUUAAUCUCAAAAGGCAGCGGUGGGAACUAAUUAAAGAUGAUAGUUUUCCAGUUCAAGAGCAGGGGAUUGAUGUUCCAAAAGCUGCUACUUCAUCUGACGUACUGCAAAAGGCCAAAUGCGAGACUAAGUCAGAGUCAAGGAAGAGAUCAAAGGCUGUUUCAUCCUCGAAAAGAAGCAGAGCUGCCAUCAUUUCCAAAACUAGAGCUAGAAGAUCUGCAUACGGUGCUGUGCCUAACGAACCAAUUAUUGUCAACAAACCUGCGGAUCAUGACACAUCUGGGUCAGAUAAUGGUUCAGAAGAUGAUGGUAAAAACACUUCGGGGCCAGAUAGCGGUUCACAAGAUGAUGGUGAAAAUUCUACUGUCAAGUUGAAGAUCGACAAUCCAUUGACUGAUAUCAAGUCCAAGCAAGCAAUGCCAGAGACUGUAAAUCCAUCUGACAAUGGAAGUCCCAAAGCUGGUACCGAGUAUUGUAGCUUCAACUCUGAGCAGACAACUUCAGUCGGUGUGACACCAUCCAAAGAUGAAAGUUCCGAAGGGGAUGAUGAAUCUCACGGCUCGGAUGGAUCUAAUAGGGAACAACAAGGGGAAGUGAGCUCUAACUUUUCACCUGAAACUGAGUAGGAACUGGUAAACCUCGUGUACAGACACAGCGGACGGAGAGGCACAGGGAAACGUUGUGAGUUUGGUUUCGUUUAGAACUAGUGUUAGUUUUAGCGCCUCUGUUUUAGGCAACUGAAGGAUAUAUUUUGCGACCCUAGUGGAGUACAUGCAAGCAAUCCUUCGGCUUAGACAGGAACAAUGGUUUUGAUGGGGCUUGUAUUGUAAUGGAUCCCUCAGCCCAUGAAGUGUUUAGACCUCAAUUUGAUUGCAAUCUUAAGGGUGUUUAUGAAACAACCUCUGCCACAUUAUUUUAAAGACUCUGGAUGUUAUAACAUAUGCAUUUAUGAAAAGGAGGAUGUUUUGGCCUGCAAUGGUGUCAUGACAUGGCCAGGAUUUCA
Molecule: messenger RNA, 1485 nt
Organism: Populus nigra (black poplar)
Lineage: Eukaryota; Viridiplantae; Streptophyta; Magnoliopsida; Malpighiales; Salicaceae
Product: sister chromatid cohesion protein PDS5 homolog D-like
Exons: 4
Coding region: 305-1108 (267 amino acids)
Source: RefSeq, a predicted model, not a curated record